Molecule: messenger RNA, 2833 nt
Organism: Momordica charantia (bitter melon)
Lineage: Eukaryota; Viridiplantae; Streptophyta; Magnoliopsida; Cucurbitales; Cucurbitaceae
Product: potassium transporter 6
Biological process (GO): potassium ion transmembrane transport
Cellular component (GO): membrane
Molecular function (GO): potassium ion transmembrane transporter activity
Source: RefSeq, a predicted model, not a curated record
GUUCCAUUGCUUUCAUUUCAAAAGGAAUUUCAAUCUCUACAAUGUCAGUUGACACAGCACCCACGUUUCUCUCUUCGAUCCAUCCCAAAAAAAUCAUUCCUUUCUUCUUUAUAUACAUCUUGUCUUCAAACAUGAACUAUAACAAAUAAUGUCUGAUUCUGAGAAGAAAAAUAGAAUCUCUAAGUCUAAACCCUGAAAACAAAAUACCCCUUCUUCUCUGUUCUCUCUAUUUCUUGCUACAGCCCCAAUUCCAACAGAAACCCCAACAGAAGUUUAUAUUCUCUAUUGUUCAUUGUUCCCCAUGAAGCUGAAAAGAACCUUUUUUUCUUCCUAAUUAGGCUUAAUGGAUCCGAGCUUAUCCUGGGGUCAUCCCAAUAAGAGGGAAUCAUGGAGGACAAUCUUCACUUUAGCUUAUCAGAGCUUGGGGGUUGUUUAUGGGGAUUUAAGCACUUCUCCUCUGUAUGUGUACAAGAGCACUUUUGCAGAGAACAUUCAGCACUCGGAGACAAAUGAGGAGGUUUAUGGGGUUCUUUGCUUUGUGUUUUGGACUUUGACACUGAUUCCUUUGCUUAAAUAUGUGUUCAUGGUUCUUAGAGCUGAUGAUAAUGGCGAAGGGGGAACUUUUGCUCUGUAUUCUCUGCUCUGCCGCCAUGCCCGGCUGAGCUCUCUCCCCAAUCACCAGCUAGCAGAUGAGGAGCUUUCUGCAUACACAAGAGAUAGGCCUGAAUCAACUAAUGAUUUUAGUUCUGGUUCUUGUCUGAAAUCAACUUUGGAGAAGUCCAAAGUUCUGCAAAGAAUUUUGCUUGUUCUUGCCUUGAUUGGGACUUGCAUGGUGAUUGGGGAUGGAGUGCUCACGCCAGCAAUUUCAGUUUUUUCAGCUGUGUCUGGGCUUGAGUUAUCCAUGGCUAAGGAACAUCACCAGUAUAUCGAAGUCCCUCUCGCGUGUGGCAUAUUGGUGUUCUUGUUCGCACUGCAGCAUUAUGGAACGCAUCAGGUCGGGUUCCUGUUCGCUCCAGUUGUAAUUGUAUGGCUACUAUGUAUCAGUGCCAUUGGUUUGUACAAUAUCUUCUAUUGGAAUCCCCUAGUUUACCAAGCACUCUCCCCAUACUACAUGUACAAGUUCUUGAGAAAAACCCGAAAGCAAGGUUGGAUGGCAUUGGGCGGAAUCCUCUUGUGUAUAACAGGUUCUGAAGCUAUGUUUGCUGAUCUUGGACACUUUUCACAGUUUUCUAUCAAGCUUGCUUUCACUUUUGCGGUUUAUCCAUCCUUAGUUCUUGCAUAUAUGGGACAAGCUGCUUACCUUUCUAAGCAUCACAAUCUCGACAACGAUUAUCGGAUCGGAUUUUACGUUUCUGUUCCUGAAAAGGUAAGAUGGCCAGUUCUUGCAAUAGCAAUACUUGCAGCUGUGGUAGGCAGUCAAGCCAUCAUCACUGGCACGUUUUCGAUAAUCAAACAGUGUUCUGCUUUGGGCUGUUUCCCAAGGGUAAAGAUCAUUCAUACAUCGUCGAAAAUACACGGCCAAAUUUACAUUCCGCUGAUCAAUUGGAUACUAAUGAUAUUAUGUUUGGCGGUUACUAUCGGGUUUAGAGACACGAAACGCUUGGGUAAUGCAGCAGGGUUAGCAGUAAUAACCGUUAUGCUCGUCUCAACUUGUCUGAUGUCUCUUGUUAUUGUGUUAUGCUGGCGUAAAAGUGUGUUGUUGGCUGUAGCCUUCAUACUCUUCUUUGGCUCCAUAGAAGCUUUGUACUUCUCUGCAUCUCUUAUCAAGUUCUUUGAAGGGGCUUGGGUUCCUAUUGCUCUUUCACUAACUUUCCUUAUGGUUAUGUAUGUUUGGCACUAUGGAACUUUGAAGAAAUAUGAGGCAGAUGUUGAAAACAAAGUUCCUAUAAAUUGGCUUCUUAGUAUAGGACCCAAAAUUGGGAUCGUUCGGGUUCGAGGGAUCGGCCUUGUACAUACCGAACUCGUUUCGGGGAUCCCUGCCAUUUUCUCUCACUUUGUCACCAACCUUCCCGCCUUUCACCAAAUUCUAGUCUUUCUUUGCAUCAAAUCUGUCACAAUGCCUCAUGUGAGACCUGAGGAAAGAUUUCUAGUUGGAAGAGUUGGGCCAAAGGAGUAUCGACUCUACCGUUGCAUCGUACGAUACGGCUAUCGUGAUGUUCACAAGGACGACUUGGAGUUCGAGAGAGAUCUUGUUUGUAGUAUUGCAGAGUUCAUAAGGUCGGAAAGAACGGAAUGCAACACUUUCAGACAUGAGGACUUGGACGACAAUGAAAGAAUGACAGUGAUUGGAACCUCAUCAACCCAACUAGACGGCAUACGAAUGUGCGAAAACGAAACGUACUCUUCGCCAAUCAUAGGGACUUCAGAGAUAAAGUCAGAGAAGUUGAGGAAAAGAGUGAGAUUCGUUCUCCCAGAGAGUCCGAAAAUGGAUAUCGAUACGAGGGGAGAGUUGCAAGAGUUGAUGGAAGCUCGAGAGGCCGGAAUAGCAUUCAUAAUGGGACACUCAUAUGUGAAGGCAAAAAAGGGAUCAGGUUGGAUGAAGAAGCUUGUGAUUAAUUAUGGGUAUGAUUUCUUGAGGAAAAAUUCAAGAGGGCCAUCUUAUGCUUUGAGCAUCCCUUAUGCUUCUACUCUUGAGGUUGGUAUGGUUUAUUAUGUCUAAAAAUGCCAAAUUGUGGAAGCAGGUUUGUUUUUUUUUUUUUUUUUUUUUUUUGUAUUCACUUAUUGUGUGGGCCUGGGCUUGGGCUUGGGCUCAAUGAUGGAAAUUAUGGCUUUUUCCCCAAAACUAUAACUACUAUUUUUUUUUCUUCUUGCAAUUUGUCCUCAAAACUUUUCA